AUGAAUCUCUUUGGUAGCUGUUUACCGUAUUUCGGAAACUGUCUUGAAUGUAUGCAAGGACCGUCUUUCUCUGCUACCGCAUCUUACUCUCAAAUGGCGAACCCUUUAUCACCAUCAAUUCGGCUUGAUGUAGCAAAGAGCGGAAAGGACGUCGUUAUUUUGAAAGAAGGCGAACGAAUAUGUGGAACAGGCGCUGCUUUGGGUACUUUACCCAUUGUGCAAAACAAAGCAUAUUUCCAAGUUGACGUGCAACAGAAUGGAACAUGGGGUGUUGGACUUGGUAACUCUCACACUCCACUAGACGCUGUCCCUGUUGCAAGUGAUUUCUGGGGUGUUCGUGAUAACGGCGAUAUUGUUGCGAACGCGACAGUUCUCGGAAAGCUUAACAAACCAAUCUCUGAAGGAGAUACUAUUGGUGUAUGCUAUGACCACGUCGAACUCAAGUUUUUGGUGAAUGGCGAAUGGGCGGAGCCAAGUAUAACAGGAGUUAGGGGACCGGCCUACCCAAUUAUCUACGUGGACGAGUCUGCCAUUAUAGAUGUUAAAUUUCGGAAGUUUACCGAAGAUGUUCCCAGCGGAUACGAUGAAAUACUUGCUGAGCAGACAUUGCUUUGA
Messenger RNA from Necator americanus (New World hookworm), 615 nucleotides. RefSeq lists its product as uncharacterized. The record is from RefSeq and is a predicted model, not a curated record. Lineage: Eukaryota; Metazoa; Nematoda; Chromadorea; Rhabditida; Ancylostomatidae. The coding region runs from base 1 to 615 and encodes 204 amino acids. Gene Ontology annotation, molecular function: protein binding. The transcript has 5 exons.